This is a messenger RNA of Cydia fagiglandana, 5015 nucleotides long. RefSeq names its product protein peste-like (gene SCRB4). The record is from RefSeq and is a predicted model, not a curated record. Gene Ontology annotation, cellular component: membrane; cytoplasm. NCBI's taxonomy places the organism in Eukaryota, Metazoa, Arthropoda, Insecta, Lepidoptera, Tortricidae. The coding region runs from base 166 to 1650 and encodes 494 amino acids. The transcript is spliced from 10 exons. Gene Ontology annotation, molecular function: scavenger receptor activity.
UGAAGCAUGUAGACGCGCAUUUUCCGUGCGAACACUGAACCCGAAUGCGCGCCAAACAUAAUAAGAUAAACUUUUAAAAUGAGUGGUCAUUAGUGAUAGUGUGAUUUGUUAAACAAAUCAGUGUUGUGGUGUUUGUUGUCCGACUGUCUGAGGUUAGCGUGAGCGAUGCGCGGGCGCACGCCGCGCUGGCGUUGCGUGUUCGCGGUCGUGUGCGCGCUGCUCGCUGCCGCCGGCAUCGCCAUCUCGCUCACCUGGGGCCGGGUCUUCGACUCCGUGGUGGCGCGACAAGUGGCCCUGGUGCCAGGGUCUCGAUCGUUCCGCGAGUGGGAGGCGCCGUCUGUGCCACUCUUCAUGGACGUCUACCUCUUCAACUGGACCAAUUCGGAGAAUUUCCCGGAGGAAAAGCCCAACUUGAUGCAGUUAGGUCCAUACCGCUUUAAAGAGCACCGGCAGCACGUGAACGUGACGUGGCACGUGAACAACGGCUCGGUGGCCUACCGCACGCUGCGGAGCUGGCACUUCCACCCCUCCAGCAACGGCAGCCUCGACGACAACGUCACCAUGCUCAACAUCAUAGCUGCGUCAGCGAUCUACAGCGCUCGAGGCUGGGGCUUCUUAGAGCAGAAGAUGCUCUCCAUGUCGCUGGCCAUGUUCGGGCAGCACAUGGUGGUGUCGAAGCCGGCUCGGGAACUCCUAUUCGAGGGCUACGAGGACGCGCUGCUGGACGUGGCCAAGACCUUGCCGGCCAGCGCGACCGGCGGCGCCCCGCCUGUCGACAGAUUUGGACUGUUCUACGAAAGGAAUAACUCAAUCACGACCGACGGCUACAUGGAAGUGUCCACAGGGGUGGAGAGCGGCACUCUACCAGGUCAGGUGCUGCGGUGGAACUACCAGGACUAUCUGCCGUACUACACUGAGGAGUGCGCCAAGCUGAGGGGGAGCGCGGGCGAGUUCCUGCCCCGGGACCUGACGGAGCGCUCGACGGUGACGGUGUUCGUGCCGGACCUGUGCCGUUCCAUACAGCUCACGCACAAGCUCAGCGGAGAGUUCGGAGGUCUCCCCUAUCACCGCUAUUCCGUCGCGCCGGAGAGCUUCGAUAACUCAACGUCCUCUCACCACAACACGUGCUUCUGCAACGGCGACUGCUCGUGGGGCGGAGUGAUGAACGUGUCGGCGUGCCGCUACGGCUCGCCCUCGUUCAUCUCGCUGCCUCACUUCCUGCACGCCGACCCGGCGCUCGCUGCCGCCGUCUCCGGCUUGCAGCCCGACGAGGACAAACACUCCUUCUACUUCUCUGUGGAGCCGAAACUUGGUGUGCCACUCGAGGUUGCCGCCAGGUUCCAGCUGAAUAUUCUAAUUGAACCGAAUCCUAAUAUUGCGUUAUACGAGAAAGUGCCAAAAAUGCUCUUCCCGAUAUUUUGGGUGGAGCAGAGCGUGCAAACUGAAGUAAGCAUCAUAGAGGAGCUGGUGUACGCGCGCGCCACCUUGGACUGGGGCGCGACCGUGUGCGCGUGCGCCGCGCUGCUGCUGCUGGUGCUGGUGGCGCUGGCCACGUGCUGCGUGCCGCGCCACAAGUACGCGCGCCCGGCGGAUGGCGCCAUCAUCAGCGAAAAAAAGGAUGAAGCAGAGAUGAAGCUGAACAAUCUGUGAUAAAAUUGACGAUUUUGAUGCUGAAUGUGAUUGUCAGUAUUGUCACUCAAUCCCGGUUCUCGGUCUAGUCUCGAAGACUGAUUGAAAGACAUUUUGUGCGCCUCGGGAAGCGAUAGGGUGCAAGGGAGGUAAUGAAGUUACAAGCGAUAAAGAGUGUCCAGCUGACUAAAUGUUACCAUUUAAUAAGUUAACAUAGGUACGUAUAAUAGAUAUGUCUACCCUUUUCUUCUCUAUUUAUUUGUGACUUGUAUAAAGCAUUUAACAAGGGUUAAGGAAAGAACAGAAUAUAAUAUUUAAUGUUUAUCUACCUACCUCAAACACAUUAUUUCCAUCAAAUUUUGAGUUAGAUAGUGAAAUUCCUGAAAGAAGGUAUGUAGAGACCUCUCUACCCACCCAAUACUUAACCUUGAACUUUAUGUUGACAAAAUCAAAAUUUCAUUUUGCUUGGCAUUUGGCUUGGUAUGCCCAUACGUCAAACCUUGCCAAGCAAAAUGAAAUUUUGAUUUUGUCAACAUAAAGUUCAAAUUAGAAUGGAACAGGAGACCUUUUUAUAGAUCUCUAGGUUAAAAUAUAGCCAAUACCUAAAAUACGUAAUAGCGAAUAUGAGCAUGAUUCGAACAAAAAUUAUACAAGCUCAGCUGCUUUAAAUAGAAAUUUAUUUUGCGUCUGGUAAGUAAAGUACAUAUAUAAAUAUUUAACCUCAUGGACUCGUAAAAGAGGCCUAAACGAGGAUUUUUUUUAUUCUUGAUACAAUUUUGAGGUAGAUAGGUUAUAGAGUCUGUGCGAAAAGAGUCGUGGAAUGUAUGGAGCCCAAUACCUACAUUCCACGACUCUUCUCUUCCCGAAGAGAUUACAGUGGGUUAGGUAUACGGAUGUCGUUGAUAAUCUAGUUACACUUGUAUUGUAAGCAUACCCGUACUAACUCGGUGCACGAAUACUAAAGUGAUGUACCAAAAUAUUUUAUCGACAAAAUAUUACUUACAUCGAUAUUACUCUCAACAUCUAGAUUUUACUCCAUAUAAAUAAAUACUAUUAUUUUGUCUGGAUUUUAAAAUAAAAACAGUAAUCAAAUUAAAACGUGUAUUGUUUUCAGUGAAAAGUCUUUUCAAUUUACAAGUGAUUUCAUAGUAUGAUUAUUUUGACUGAAACUACAUCGGUAUACUUUAUUAUCUUAAGAGGCUCGAUAUCAGACAUAAUAUAGAACCUCUUUAUAAUAAUCGAGAAUUUUUCAUAGCAUACAUAUAUAAUAAUAUAUAUCAUAGCAAACAUAAUUAUGCUUGUAAGAUAUGUAACAAUUAUUUUUAUACAGUUAGGUGUAAUCUUAUUAUUGACAAAAUUACUCAUUUGAUUAAUGAUAAAUAAUACAUCAUUAGUGAUAAUUUGUAGGUAAAUAUUAAGUAUUAAAUCAUGAUAAGAAUGGGAUGUAACACAUAAUAUAAGUCGUUUUUGAAGAUAUACAUGGAAUAACAUUGUAAAUGAUAGAGUACGCAGCAAAAUAAGUACAAUAUCAUUCUAAAUCUAGGUAUAAUGUAUAUAGUUUUUACAUUAAUUAAGUAAAACACAAAAGCUAGAAUGGGCUUUAAAAAAACAUAUCUAAUCCAUAAUUAAUCACUCAUAUGUCUCUUAAUAAAAUAUAACACACAAUUUAAAUUAAAACAUCGUGUAUAAAUUAAUAAUGUAUCCAUCUGACAAUAUGUCCAUUUACAAUAAGUAAAUUAUUAUUUUAUAAUGAUAAAAAAGCGUUAGUUUCGAAUCCCAUUCUCAUUGCGGUCGAAUAAUUACUAUUAUGAGAGAUGAAAUGCAGAAUAAUUAGAUGGAUAUUAAUUUGUUUCCUUUAUUCAAUUAGGGUCUUAGGUUAGGAUUUUACAAUGUGAGUAUAAAAGUAAAAUAUAAAAACACUUACAAAACAUUACAAAAAUAUAAACACAUUAUAAAAAACCUAACCUAGGGUGCCGCCGGUGUAAUUUGUUAUUAUUAUGAAUUAUCGUUCGAACCAGCCGAGAGUCCACGUUGGUGGCUUAGGAAAUGCGCGUACCUACAAAUUAAGAAUAAUAUCUGUGUCUUAAAAAGGAACACUAUAAAUAUAAAAAAUUCCAGAAAAAUAUUUUUCUUCCGGGGGUCGUAACCGGUAUUUACUUAUCUAUUUUAAAAAGUCACUCCGCAGAUGUAAGCAUUACGGGCAACUAGUGACAAGAAAAAGUUGAUCCACAUAAGCCGCCACUUUUAGUUUAUUUCUAUAAGUAGUUUACAGAUGGUUAUUUUUGUAUUUAGAUAAGCUCCGAAAAAUUGUAUUCGUAUAUUUAAUAAAUCUUGUAAAUUAAGAUAGAGCUAUCUCUAUAUUAAUUUACCAAGCGAGUUUUAUAGCCCACGCUGUGCAAGAGUUAUUUUCAACGUCAAUCUUAUAUGAAAUUAUGACGUAUAAAUAACACUUGCACUGCGUGGGCUAUCAAAAUCGCUACAGACUUUUCUAGGUAUACAUUGCCAACAUGACCAAAUAUCUUUAAGGAUGUGCGUUUUGUCAUCUAAUUAAAAAUCUAAUUUUAUGACAUGAUAAGUACACAGUGUAGGUAUUGUGAUACAAUAUAUUUAUUAUUUAUGUGUGUAUAUUUACUGUUAAUGUUUAUUUACAGUUACGUUUCGUAAUAGUAUCUAAACCUAAAUCAGGAUUUUUUAUGAAUGUACGUAGGUAUAUAUAUAUAGGUAUAUAUUUUUAUACAAAGAGUAUAUUUUUGUAUGUAUGGACAAUGAAAUCGCUGUUUCUUAAGCGCAUGCUUAUAAUAUUUAAUACAAAUUAUUGCGCAUAACAAAAUAAAGACCGUCCUAUGUGGAUUUUUAUGUUUUAAAUUUUGUUUGGUUGUGGAAAAAAGUGUAGGUAAAUACCUAGAUGAAAUUAGUCAAAACUGAGCGUUGUAAAUAUUAUAUAGAAAAUGUUGCAAUCCAGAAAUCAUACCCUAAAUAAGGGUGAAAUAGGAGAAUGGUUUGUUUAGGAGUGCUGCCAUGCCAUUAAUGAAUUCCACUCGACGCGGGAGAAACCGCGAGCGAUAGCUAGUAUUAUAUAUUGUUCUUUUUUUUAGCAUUAGAAAGAACACCACAGAAGCAAGCGAGCAGUUUUUAUCAGGCUCUUUAAUUGAUAAUAAUUAUUGAAUUAUCUAAUGUAGGAUGGCAAAUACAUAUAAUUUACUUCAAAUUAUUACCGCUAAAAGUGCCGGAUUUGGAACCACACGUUUACUUCUGCGAAAUUCUUUCUAAUGCUAAAAAAACGGACUACAGUAUGAAAUAUUAUUAAUGGUUUAGAAGUAGGUAAAUCUCAUUGUUAUCCAUUUACAAAAUUCAACGUAGUUACUAAAAAAAUGAUGUUUAGGUAU